AUGGAACUGGGCCCGGAGCCCCCGCACCGCCGCCGCCUGCUCUUCGCCUGCAGCACCCCUCCCGCACCGCAGCCCGUCGUGAAAGCGCUGUUCGGCGCGCCAGCCUCUGGGGGCCUGUCGCCUGUCACCAACCUGACGGUCACCAUGGACCAGCUGCAGGGGCUGGGCAGCGAAUAUGAACAGCCACUGGAGGUGAGAAACAGCAGUCUGCAGAGAAUGGGCUCCUCCGAGUCAACCGAUUCAGGCUUCUGUCUGGAUUCUCCUGGGCCCUUGGACAGUAAAGAAAACCUUGAAAACCCCAUGAGAAGAAUAAGUUUCCUGCCUCAGAAGCUCUUGGGAUGUAGCCCAGCUCUGAAGAGGAGCCAUUCUGAUUCUCUUGACCAUGACGUCUUUCAUCUGAUGGACCAGGAUGAGAACAAGGAAAAUGAAGCCUUUGAGUUUAAGAAGCCAAUAAGACCGGCAUCUCGUGGCUGCCUGCAUUCUCAUGGACUUGAGGAGAGUAAAGAUCUCUUCACACAGAGGCAGAACUCUGCCCCAGCUCGGAUGCUUUCCUCCAACGAAAGAGAUGGCAGUGAGCCCGGGAAUUUCGUCCCUCUUUUUAUGCCCCAGUCCCCUGUGACAGCCACCUUGUCUGAUGAGGAUGAUGGCUUCAUGGACCUUCUUGACGGAGAGAAUCUGAAGAAUGAUGAAGAGACCCCAUCGUGCAUGUCGAGCCUCUGGACAGCUCCCCUUGUCAUGAGAAGAACGACAAACCUUGGGAAUCGAUACAAGCUGUUUGACUCUUCGUCCACGUGUAGCUCCGUCACCCGGUCAGUGUUAAAAAGACCAGACCGAUCUCAAGAGGAGCACCUGCCCGCAAAUACAAAGCGGAGAAAGAGCAUGACUGGGGCCGGUCCCGAGGAGGCAGCCAGUCCCGAGAAGCCCCAGGAGAUUCUACAUCAGUCUUUAUCCUUGGCAUCUUCCCCAAAGGGCACCAUUGAGAACAUUUUGGAUAAUGACCCAAGGGACCUUAUAGGAGACUUCUCCAAGGGUUAUCUCUUUCAUACAGUUGCUGGGAAGCAUCAGGAUUUAAAAUACAUCUCUCCAGAAAUUAUGGCAUCUGUUUUAAACGGCAAGUUUGCCAGCCUCAUUAAAGAAUUUGUUAUCAUUGACUGCCGGUACCCAUAUGAAUAUGAGGGAGGCCACAUCAAGGGUGCGGUGAACUUGCACAUGGAGGAGGAGGUCGAGGACUUCUUACUCAAGAAGCCCAUUGUACCUACUGAUGGCAAGCGCGUCAUUGUCGUGUUCCAUUGCGAGUUCUCUUCUGAGCGAGGUCCUCGCAUGUGCCGAUACGUGAGAGAGAGAGAUCGGCUUGGUAACGAGUAUCCCAAACUCCACUACCCUGAGCUGUAUGUCCUGAAGGGCGGGUACAAGGAGUUCUUCCUGAAAUGCCAGUCUCACUGUGAGCCCCCCAGCUACCGCCCCAUGCACCACGAGGACUUCAAAGAAGACCUAAAGAAGUUCCGCACCAAGAGCCGGACCUGGGCAGGGGAGAAGAGCAAAAGGGAGAUGUACAGCCGUCUGAAGAAGCUGUGAGGGUGGCCACGCCGGACUACAGCAGCCUGAGCUUCCCUCCGUGCCUCCCCCCUUCCCUCUUCGCUGCAGAGAAACGUGAGCGAAGGGGCCAGCCGUGUGCGCAACGUGCGGAGAGAGGACCGGGGCUGGUUCGCCUUACCCCCGCCUCUGCGCUCCCGGGCUGGGAGCCUCUUCUGUCCCUGUAAGACGUUCUCCUUCUGCCUCGGGACUGGCUGCCAAGGCUGUCACUGGCCACAGCAUCGUUCCGAGCACCGAGUCAGGAAGUUCUGACUUCUCAUGCCCCGACCGCCCCUGGCCGUUGGACAGACCACCUGGGGCCUUAUGGUCCACUGUCCUCUCCGGAGGGGAGGCGUCGGAGAGUGAGAGAGAAGUCACGGAAGCAGAAAUGCUGCUGGCCAGAUACCAAAGACAGCCUGGGAAGGGAACGGUCUCAGUGGGAUAACCCGUAUCUUUAAUUUAUUCAACUUCAUCAAUCACUUUAAUUU
Molecule: messenger RNA, 2060 nt
Organism: Enhydra lutris kenyoni (northern sea otter)
Lineage: Eukaryota; Metazoa; Chordata; Mammalia; Carnivora; Mustelidae
Product: cell division cycle 25A
Exons: 15
Coding region: 1-1575 (524 amino acids)
Biological process (GO): positive regulation of G2/M transition of mitotic cell cycle; positive regulation of G2/MI transition of meiotic cell cycle; G2/M transition of mitotic cell cycle
Cellular component (GO): nucleus; cytoplasm
Molecular function (GO): protein tyrosine phosphatase activity
Source: RefSeq, a predicted model, not a curated record